Messenger RNA from Ostrinia furnacalis (Asian corn borer), 1185 nucleotides. Its product is annotated as stearoyl-CoA desaturase 5-like. The record is from RefSeq and is a predicted model, not a curated record. NCBI's taxonomy places the organism in Eukaryota, Metazoa, Arthropoda, Insecta, Lepidoptera, Crambidae. The transcript is spliced from 5 exons. Gene Ontology annotation, molecular function: stearoyl-CoA 9-desaturase activity; iron ion binding. Gene Ontology annotation, biological process: unsaturated fatty acid biosynthetic process. The coding region runs from base 7 to 1071 and encodes 354 amino acids. Gene Ontology annotation, cellular component: endoplasmic reticulum membrane.
GAUACUAUGGCCAAAUCAUCCGAAGUAGAAGAUAACGCUACUUUGAACUCUGAAAUUAUCCCUAAGAAAAUAGAUAAAGAAAAUCGAAGCCAGACGAUCAGCGUCUACGAUCAAAUAAGGCCCAAAAACGAGGGCUCGUUUAUGUCCACUGUGAGAGAAUGGGAAAAGAUGGCUGGCUUCAAGACUCCAAUAGUGUGGAUCAACACCAUAGCAAUCUCCCUCGCCCAUGCUCUAGUACUGGUGUCAGUCUAUUUUUUAAUUAUUGACGGUCGUUAUUAUCCGAAAUGGCAGACUAUUGUAUUUCAGUGCUUAUCAAUUGUGUUGACCACCUUCGGCAUCGGCGCCGGUGCUCACAGGCUCUGGAGCCAUCGCGCCUACAAAGCGAAGCUUCCUUUACAAAUCAUAUUAGUGAUAGGCUACACCAUGGCUGGAAUGAACGACCUGUACCAGUGGGUGCGCGACCACCGCGUGCACCACAAGUUCUCCGAGUCGUCUGCCGACCCUCACGACGCCAACAGAGGCUUCUUCUUCGCCCACGUCGGCUGGCUGAUGACGAAGAAGCACCCUGAUGUAAUCCGCGAGGGUAAACAAGUCGAUAUGAGUGAUAUUGACAACAACCCAUUAAUUCAAUUUCAUCUGAAGUACUUUCAGGUGUUGAGACUUUUCUUCUGCCUAAUAUUACCGGUCGUUAUCCCGGCUGUGUUUUGGGACGAGCGCGUGUCUGUUGCGUUCUUUGCUCAAGUCCUGAAAUACAUGGCCAUGCUUCACGGCACAUGGUCUGUAAACAGCUUUGCACACCUGUAUGGCAACCGACCCUAUAACAGCAAAAUAAUGCCUCGAGAAAACUGGGUGGUAUCUUUUUUUGUCCUUGGCGAAGGCUGGCACAACUACCACCACACGUUCCCGUGGGACUACAAGGCGGCCGAGCUGGCCUUCCCUUUCAACGGAACCACGAACCUGCUGGAUUUUUUCGCCAAAAUUGGCUGGGCCUACGAACUGAGAGUGGCGCCACCAUCUCUGAUAGAAAAAGUUGCAAAGACUAAGGGCGACCUAAGUUAUCACAAAGAGUAAUUUAUAAGUAAUUGUCAAAAAUAAACUUGCCGUUCCAAACAGAUUCAAUGAAAUGAUCUAACUAAUUAGAUUUAAAUCAUUCCAGCAAUAUUUCUGCUUUAUAUGUAUUUAUUU